Molecule: messenger RNA, 519 nt
Organism: Penicillium brevicompactum
Lineage: Eukaryota; Fungi; Ascomycota; Eurotiomycetes; Eurotiales; Aspergillaceae
Exons: 1
Coding region: 1-519 (172 amino acids)
Molecular function (GO): carboxy-lyase activity
Source: RefSeq, a predicted model, not a curated record
AUGCCCGUCCACCCCUCCCUCGAAGAAACAACCUUCACCACCGACCUAGCAGAUCGCCACCUCUUGUACGACUACGGAGGCACCGACGCAGCCGGCAACCCCGAGAAAUGGCGAUAUGAGAUGUGGUUCGAGAACGAAGACCGAAUCAACUAUGCCAUCCAUGGCGGGCCCAUGGCCGGCCGCGUGAACUUCCAAGAAGCUCACUACCAAUGCAUCCGACCCGGUGAGCUGUGGCAGUGUAACUGGCUCGAGGAGACGGGGACGAUUGUUUCCCUGGUUUACGACAUUCCUCGCAAGAAGAUAUCGACGCUGCUUGCGUUUUCGAAGGGUCAUUGGGAGAAUGCGCAGGAUGCGCAUGGGGACAAGCGUGUGCAAUCCGAUAUGGAGAGGUGGAGGGGUUUGGCGAGAAUUGGUAUCCAGACGGAUAGGAUGCUUUUGAGUGCGCAGGCGGAUAUUUUGGAGGAUUUCCGGGGGAAGGGCAAGUUGGUGCCGGUUGAUAUGAGUUUGCCAACUUUGUAG